UGCAAAUCUACCCCCGUCACUCACACUCACACACUCAGGCCAAGAAAAUAGUGUGAUACCUGAGGGAGCGGCGGCGAUCAGCUGGCGUUGCAAGGAGAUGCGUCUUCCCGUUACCAUGUUAGCGGCGCAGGCAACAGCUGUGGUGUGUGAUGCCUUGAAAUUUGCUUUAGCAAAGAAUUCUCCAUUGUGGGCCGCUUUGCAAGCCGGCGACUCAGUGACAACAUCGCGAUCAUCGGAAAACUCUGACGUAACAGUUACCGCUGGACUUGUUAUCGCUCACUCCGUCUGUUCGUUGGUCUGGGCGGUGGGAGUGGUCACUAGCCUUUAUUUACUACCGUCUGUCGUCAAGCAGACCUUACCGACUUCUGUCAAGCGUACAGUGGACUCCUCGGUGCCGAAACCUAUGGAAUUCCCCAAUCAUCGCACCCCAAAGCACUCGCUUUCGCGGGGCAUGUCUUCGGACUCGGCCUCCGAUUUUCUCUCCAUGAGGGAUCCUUUCGCUUCCCCUCCUCCUCCGCCUCCUCCCACCGUUAGCCUUGGACUUGCUGAUUUGAAUCGUGUGCAAUUUUGUGACGUAGCGGCCCAAUAUCGUUUUCCCGCGCCGAAAGCUAGGAAGACUAAAGGAGGGCGCAAGAGACGAAUAGGAUUGAGAGUGAGAGCGUUGGAACACCAAGCCUCGGCACAAACUCUACUCCCUUCUCGUCCCCCUCCGGCUUACAUCAAUGAGGGAGAACGCGGUCUUGGAGAUGAGGUCCUAUUGGCACAACUUCUUCUGCAGUCUUUGACAGCGAGUACUGAAGCGGAAGCGCAACCCAGCAGCCCAACGAGCGUGGUAGCAACGAGCCAUGUGCUGUCUUUUCCUGAGCCUACUGCGCAGAUCGAGAGGAUGGGAUCGAGGUGGAGUGCUAGCACAGCGGCUCUAUCGGUAUCGACAGGCACUGUUUGGAGCGAAAAGAAAUCACGGGCUUCCACUAGCACUUCUGCCUCCGCACGUGCAAGUGGGAGGAAGAGUUCGGAGGCGAGGAAAUCAUCCGCUACAGGGUUCUCGGCUUCCUCCGUCCCAUCGACCUGACAAAGACCGCAUAUGUUCACGCCCACUACUUCCUUGUCGGCUUCUCGUCGUCCCUUACGGUUCUUAACUCCUUUUGUGUUGACUCGAC
Suillus subalutaceus is the source of this 1160-nucleotide messenger RNA. RefSeq lists its product as uncharacterized. The transcript is spliced from 2 exons. Lineage: Eukaryota; Fungi; Basidiomycota; Agaricomycetes; Boletales; Suillaceae. Bases 98 to 1072 code for a protein of 324 amino acids. The record is from RefSeq and is a predicted model, not a curated record.